CUGGGACAGUGGAAGUGGAAGAGGCCAGGUCCUGGCGCUUUCUCCUCCCGCCGCCUGGUUCUCACCUCGCCAUGGUUCGUCUGCCUCUGCAGUGUCUCCUCUGGGGCAGCUUUCUGACCGCCGUCCACCCAGAACCACCCACUUCAUGCAGAGAAAACCAAUACCUAACAAACAGCCGGUGCUGUAAUUUGUGCCCACCAGGACAGAAACUGGUGAACGACUGCACAGAGGUCACCGAAACAGAAUGCCUUCCCUGCAGUAAAGGCGAAUUCCUAGCCACCCGCAACAGAGAGAAAUACUGUCACCAGCACAGAUACUGCAACCCCAACCUAGGGCUCCAGAUCCAGACGGAGGGCACCUCAAUAACAGACACCGUUUGCAUAUGUGACGAAGGCCAUCACUGUACCAGUCACACCUGCGAAAGUUGCACCCCGCACAGCUUGUGUCUCCCUGGCUUCGGGGUCGAGCAGAUGGCUACAGGGGUUUCUGAUACCAUCUGUGAACCCUGCUCGGUCGGCUUCUUCUCCAGUGUGUCAUCUGCUUUUGAAAAGUGUCACCCUUGGACAAGCUGCGAGAGCAAAGGCCUGGUGGAACAACAUUCAGGGACUAACAAGACAGAUGUUGUCUGUGGUUUCCAGAAUCGGAUGCGAGCCCUGGUGGUGAUCCCCAUCACGAUGGUGAUCCUGUUCACUGUCCUGUUGGUAUCUGCCUGUAUCAGAAAGAUGGCCAAGAAGCAGGAGACUAAGGCCCUGCACCCUAAGGCUGAAAGGCAGGAUCCUGUGGAGACGAUUGAUCCAGAGGAUUUUCUUGGCCCCCACUCCACCCCUCCAGUGCAGGAGACCUUACACUGGUGUCAGCCGGUCACCCAGGAGGAUGGCAAAGAAAGCCGCAUCUCCGUGCAGGAGCGAGAGUGAGGCUGUGUGUGCCCAGGAGCGUGGUGGCACCGGCCUGUGGGCACGUGGCUGGAGAGCCUGGGGCUGCUGCUGGUGAGGGCGACAGCCCCCCUCUGCCUGCACCCCUGCAGUCCAGAAACAGUUCAUCUCGGGGAACCUUUCACCCCAGCCGUAGAGCCCAUUCAAUCUCCCAACUUGAUUUCAAAGAUGGUAACAAAACUUUGGGGAGGCCGUACAAGGGUAUCCACCAAACCUUCCAACCCAGCGGUUUGGUGCCAACAGGUGUAACGCGGUGGCUUCUGUGAGCCCAGGAGGCAUAUGCAUAGAUACACAUCGCAGCACUGUUUGUGACAGUGAGCAACUGGAAACUGCUUAACUGUCCAUCAACAGGGGACUGGCUAAAUAAAACUGUAAUAUAUUUAUGCAA
This is a messenger RNA of Delphinapterus leucas (beluga whale), 1320 nucleotides long. It is a transcript of the gene CD40, whose product is annotated as CD40 molecule. Lineage: Eukaryota; Metazoa; Chordata; Mammalia; Artiodactyla; Monodontidae. Gene Ontology annotation, molecular function: protein binding; signaling receptor activity. Gene Ontology annotation, cellular component: external side of plasma membrane; CD40 receptor complex. The record is from RefSeq and is a predicted model, not a curated record. Gene Ontology annotation, biological process: immune response-regulating cell surface receptor signaling pathway; B cell activation.